Messenger RNA from Nezara viridula (southern green stink bug), 1316 nucleotides. NCBI's taxonomy places the organism in Eukaryota, Metazoa, Arthropoda, Insecta, Hemiptera, Pentatomidae. The record is from the annotation of a GenBank genome assembly.
UGGCUUCCAGCUUUAGCACACCUGCGAUGGCGUCCCGCAUCAUCAUCAUCAACAGUAUACUGUCGUUUGCUCUCUUUCAAAUUGCAAUGUCAGCAAAAUUACCAAGUUCGUUUAAAAAGUGUGGAAGAACAGAUCCGAAAUUCGAUGUGUGUCUCAACGAUGCGAUCGAAGAUGCUAUAAAAAUUUUAUCAAGUGGGAUACCGAAACUUGGAUUGGUUGGAUUAGAGCCUUUGAAAAUAACACACUUAGUCAUAGGAAGAGGCAAAGGACCGAUUAGUUUAGACCUUAGCUUUAAAAAUUUAAAUAUUCACGGUAUCACUGAUGUCAAGAUAACAGACCAAAAAACCAAUCUUGAAGCUGUGAAACUAGAAUGCAAGAGUUUUAAUAAGAAAUUGGUCUUGGAAGGAGACUACGAAGUCGAUGGGAAAAUUCUGCUCCUUCCUAUACGUGGGAAAGGAAAAGGCAGUAUUACACUCGAUAAUGUUGAUGGAUACAGCAUAGUAACUGGAACACCAAUAGUAAGAAAAAAUAAGACUUACUUAGAAGUGAAGAGUUUUGACUACAGUUUCAAACCUUCAAGAAUGAGAUUACAAUUUGAUAAUCUUUUCAAUGGAGAAAAACAACUAAGUGAUAGCAUGAACAGGAUAUUGAACGAUAAUUGGGAGGAAGUCUUGAGAGAGAUGAAACCAAGUUUCGAAGAAGCCCUUUCUGAAAUAUUCAGGGACUACGUCAACCGACUGUACCAAAGAGUAUCAUUGGAAGAACUCUACCCACAGAGCGUCAAAGUCUGAUAGUAAAUAGUUAAUAGUUUGAAAUAUCUACGAUAUUCAUCUAAAGAGGGAUCUCAAAAUGAGAAAGACACACUCGUAGUCCUUUGGAACAUUAUUUCUAGCGUAGAAAUGGGAGCUCUAGUAAGGCCUUUCACUCUAUCAUGAAAGAAUCUAUUGUACAAAUUUUAAUUUAAUUUAAGGUACACGAUUCUUGUAAUAUAUCUAAAGGUUUAUGAAAAAUAGUGAAUUUCACAAAUAGCUUCUGUAUUCUGAGUUAAAUUUUGGAGGGAAAGUGUAUUUUGGGUGGAAUUUCGUUUACUGAACCAGGAAGAGUAUGGCAGUGUAAAAACAAGGUUUAGAAGAAAAGUGAGAAAAGGAAAUGUGAACUUUGGCAAGCUAUACAGUACAGGCAGUAUAUUUACUGAGGCACUGUAAUGAUAGAAAAGAAUAUCAGUAAACGGAAGAAAAAUAUUUUGUUGUUUGAGAUAUAUGAAAUUUAAGUGUUUUAAGAACUAAAUAACUUGGUAUAUCUUAAUUUAGUCUGUG